AUGACUACAAACGUGGAGAAGCAAAUUAAUGGAAGUAAUGGCAUUAAGAGUAAUCCAGGAAGUUCAAAAAAUUCCCCAGUGAAAAGCAAUGAACACUAUCCUUCACAGUGCAAAAAGGAAACAUUUAAAUUUGAAGUUCCACCAGAAGCUCCAGUGUUCUACCCAACAGAGGAAGAAUUUCAGGAUCCAUUAGCUUACAUUGCAAAAAUACGACCUAUUGCUGAAAAUACAGGAAUAUGUAAAAUAAAACCUCCAUCACAUUGGCAACCUCCUUUUGCAGUGGACGUAGAUAAACUAAGAUUCACACCACGUAUUCAAAGACUAAAUGAAUUGGAGGCCAAAACUAGAGUCAAACUGAAUUUUUUAGAUCAAAUAGCAAAGUUUUGGGAGUUGCAAGGUUCAUCUCUCAAAAUUCCUAUGGUCGAAAGAAGAGCCUUAGAUCUAUAUACAUUACAUAGAGUGGUACAAAUUGAAGGGGGUUUUGAUAAUGUAACAAGAGAAAGGAAAUGGUCUAAAGUGUCACAUAAAAUGGGAUACCAAGUAGGAAAGAGCAUUGGUACAAUACUUAAAACUCAUUAUGAAAGACUUCUGUUCCCAUUUGAUGUUUUUAAACAAGGAAAAUCGGUUGAGUUGAAAUUAGACGAUUCCCCUGAGGAUGUUGAAAAAACCGAUAAAGAUUACAAACCUCACGGUAUUGUGAGUCGAAUGCAAAUAAAGCCACCUCCAGAAAAAAACGCCAGACGUUCCAAACGUUUUGAAAAUACUGAUUCUGAUUGCAAGACUGAAAAUUUAGCACUUAAGAUUAAAGAAGAGAAGGACGAAAAAGACGGAAAGGAAGAAAAGGUGGAAAAGGUGGAAAAAACGGAAAAACCUGAAAAAAUAGAGAAGGUAGAAAAGAUGGAUAAAAUGGAUAAGGUGGAAAAGACGGAAAAAAUGGAAAAGAAGGAAAAACCAGAGAAAACGGAAAAAAAGGAAAAAGAAGAAAAAGAGUUGAAAGAUGAGAAAUCAGAAGAUGAAGAUGGUGGCAACAAAGAACUACGGCGUCUCCAAUUUUAUGGAGCUGGCCCAAAAAUGGCUGGCUAUGAUGACAAAAAAGAACACAAGCCCAGAUCGAAAAAUGUCAAAUAUGAGUUCGAUCCAGUAAGUUCAAAUCUGGCCAAAUAUGUGUGCCACAAUUGUAAUCGCGGAGAUGCAGAAGAGUACAUGCUCCUCUGUGACGGCUGCGAUGACAGUUAUCACACCUUCUGUCUCCUCCCACCCCUGUCGGAGAUCCCCAAAGGUGACUGGCGCUGUCCAAAGUGCGUGGCCGAAGAAGUGUCCAAGCCAAUGGAGGCCUUCGGAUUCGAGCAAGCUCAGAGAGAAUACACUCUGCAACAGUUCGGUGAAAUGGCCGAUCAAUUCAAGUCCGAGUAUUUCAACAUGCCCGUACACAUGGUUCCCACAGGAACGGUAGAACGUGAGUUCUGGAGGAUAGUAUCUUCAAUUGACGAAGAUGUUACCGUUGAAUAUGGUGCAGACUUACAUACCAUGGACCAUGGUUCAGGUUUCCCGACGAAAUCAUCGACCAACCUUUUUCCUGGUGAUAAGGAAUACGCUGAAUCUAGCUGGAAUUUGAACAACCUUCCAGUCCUGGAAGGCUCUGUACUCGGAUACAUUAAUGCCGAUAUAUCUGGCAUGAAAGUUCCAUGGAUGUACGUUGGCAUGUGUUUCGCAACUUUCUGCUGGCACAAUGAAGACCAUUGGAGCUAUUCCAUCAACUAUCUGCACUGGGGUGAAGCCAAGACCUGGUAUGGUGUACCGGGAAGCAAGGCUGAAUCUUUCGAGGAAACCAUGAAAUCGGCUGCGCCAGAGCUGUUCCAUUCACAGCCGGACUUGCUGCAUCAGCUGGUCACCAUCAUGAACCCCAAUAUUCUCAUGAAUGCUGGUGUCCCGGUCUACAGAACUGACCAACAUGCUGGAGAAUUUGUGGUCACUUUUCCUAGGGCUUACCAUGCCGGAUUCAAUCAAGGGUACAAUUUUGCGGAAGCUGUCAACUUCGCUCCAGCCGAUUGGCUACGUAUGGGGAGAGAAUGUGUUUUGCAUUACUCUCAUCUCAGAAGGUUUUGUGUGUUUUCUCAUGAUGAGCUUGUUUGUAAAAUGGCGCUGGAUCCGGAGAAACUGGAUCUUACUAUCGCUGCUGCCACUUACCAAGACAUGCUUGUUAUGGUGGAUACAGAAAAGAGACUGAGAAAAACCUUACUAGAUUGGGGUGUGACCAACGCAGAGCGUGAGGCGUUCGAACUACUUCCAGAUGACGAACGACAAUGUGAGAUUUGCAAAACCACAUGCUUCCUUUCAGCCAUGACAUGCAAAUGUUCCUCAGAGGUACUGGUGUGCCUCAGACAUUACAAAAACCUUUGUGAAUGUCCUGCACCGAAUAGAACUUUGAGAUAUCGCUAUACGCUGGAUGAACUCCCGGUAAUGUUGAAAGCUUUAAAACUGAAGGCAGAGUCUUUCGAUCAUUGGGUAGCUAGAGUGAAAGACGCUCUGGAUCCGAAAACGCCAAAAACCCUAAACCUUUCAGAUCUGAAAGCGUUGCUCAGUGAAGCUGAUGGCAAGAAGUUCCCUAAAUGUGAUCUAUUGCAAACUUUAACCAGUGCGGUCGAAGACGCUGAAAAGUGUGCUAGUGUCAUACAUCAACUAGACCUGAACAAAAUGCGUACCAGAACGAGGAAUUCCAAUGACACCAAGUACAAACUUACAGUAGAAGAGUUGACAUUGUUCUGUGAAGAAAUCGACAGCCUAGCUUGCAUUCUAGAAGAAGCCAAGAGCAUUAAGGAGCUGCUACUGCAAUCGAGGAAGUUUGAAGAGAAAAGUGAGAAACUGCUAUCAAUGCCACUAGUGGAUUGCACGGUUUCAGAACUAGAAGCAUGUAUCUCUCACGGAAACGGGCUAUGCAUUGAACUUCCGAAUCUUCGACAAAUCUCGACAAGGUUGAAGCAAUGCCAAUGGCUCGAAAGUAUCGACAAUUACCAGAGUAAGUCUGAUGUGAUGGGUCUCGAAGCUAUCAAGAACUUGAUACAGGAAGGAACACUUCUGCCACCUCACCCUGAGUUGGAAGAACAGUUGUCCAAACUUCAAAGUGUUUUACAGGCUAGUGAGUUAUGGGAAGAACAGGCAGCAGAAGUACUCAAGUCCGAGGACAAUAACGUACUGAUACAAGUUGAUAAGCUUUUGAAAGAAUCAUCUAAAAUAUCGUGCUUCCUACCGACAGAAGGACACCUAUUUGACUCAAUGAAAAAAGCUCGGGAUUGGUUGAGAAUGUUGGAAGACAUGAACUCAGCUGAGUACUAUCCAUACUUCAGCGCUAUGGAAGAACUCAUAAAGAAAGGCCGUAACUUAUCCUUGCAUCUGGUUGAAGUAGACAGAAUGAACGACUAUCUUGUACUAGCUACAGGCUGGAAAGAGAAAACUAGUCGGGCUUUUUUACGAAAGAAUUCAACUGUAAUCUUGAUGGAGGCGUUGUCUCCAAGGGUGGCGAUUAUGAAUGGAAUCAAGACAAACAAGAAAGGCCGGAAAGACGAUGAAGAACCGUCAAUAUCACUUACUAGCUCUAUGGAUCCAGCAGCUGUCGUAUCGGUCUUCAAAGACGCAGAAGACACUGAAAUGGCAUUGCUGAAAAAACUGAGAGCAACAAAUAUGGCGAAAAGUUUAGAUCCCAGUGAAAACAGUACCUUCUGUAUUUGUGGUAGAGGACCUUUCGGAGUAAUGAUGCAAUGCGAGUUGUGCAAAGACUGGUUUCACUCGACGUGUACCCAACUCCCCAAAGUAUCGAUAACAAAGUACAGAGGAAGCUUUACCAACGUCGCAUUGCACAUGGCUUUCAAGGACUGUAAAUUCCUCUGCCCUAACUGCCAACGCACCAAGCGUCCAAGACUCGACGUCAUCCUAGGCUUGCUGAUGUCCUUGCAAAAGUUAUACGUCAGAGUUCCAGAAGGUGAAGCCCUACAAUGCCUGACGGAAAGGGCCAUGAACUGGCAGGACAGAGCCAGGCAACUUCUGCAGAACCCGGAGCUAGAGAUAGCCAAAAACAAGCUAGCUAUGUUCAGCCAGAAGUAUAGCGAGGCUGCUGCCCGGCAGAGGACUGAGAAGAUAAUUUCCAAUGAACUGAAGCGAGCGUCUAAAAACCCCGAGUUGCACCAAAGAGUACAAGAAAUCGCACCCUACAGUGGUAUCAUAGAGGAUGGAAUGACUUGUGAUAGUGGGAUAAACGAUUCCGAUGACGCUUCGAGGGAGUCUAGGGAAUCGGACGACCGCAUGGGGGAACACGCUUAUUCCUUGCAUCUUCCUAAGGUCGGUGAUGGAGAAGAUUAUACUCUUCAUAUCAGUUCAGAUAUCAAGAAGCAGUUGGAAGAGCUGCUUCUGGAGGGAGAUUUGCUGGAAGUGUAUUUAGAUGAAACUUUUGCACUUUGGAAGCUGCUUCAAGCAUCAAGAGAUCCAGAGAGAGAACCCAUCCUCAUAGAUUUUGAUGCUCACUUGAAGACAACUCCCAAGAAGAGAGGCCGGAAACGUCUAUCCGAAGAGAUAGAUUCAAUAAAGAAAAUAACGAAAACUAUCAAAGUAGAACCGGAAAAGAAAAUCCGUGGUCGCAAGAUCAAAACCACCAAAGAAAUCACAGGAAAGAAGCGAAGUUACAAGAAAAGAGUCGGCCGAUGUCAGUCGACAGCGUCAGACAGCGACGACAAUGACGAUGACGAAAGUUGUGCGGCAAAUGGCUGCCAAAAACCGACUGGCCAAAAUGUAGACUGGGUGCAAUGCGAUGGCGGAUGCGAACAGUGGUUCCACAUGGCCUGUGUCGGUUUAUCUGCUGAAGAUAUCAAUGAAGACGAAGACUAUAUUUGCCUGACCUGUUCAAAAAGUACCACCUACGAGAAUCUGGAUAGCCGAUCGAGUAGCCCCCGAUCUCCCGAUUCCACACAGCCUUCCACUUCCAGAGACGUUUCAUAG
Molecule: messenger RNA, 4986 nt
Organism: Phaedon cochleariae (mustard beetle)
Lineage: Eukaryota; Metazoa; Arthropoda; Insecta; Coleoptera; Chrysomelidae
Source: the annotation of a GenBank genome assembly